Messenger RNA from Cladocopium goreaui, 708 nucleotides. The record is from the annotation of a GenBank genome assembly. NCBI's taxonomy places the organism in Eukaryota, Dinophyceae, Suessiales, Symbiodiniaceae.
CAACCAUCAUAUCCCCAUGUUUGAUGGUUGAAGCCCCUUUUGGCCAACAUUCGGGCCAUGAAGAUUGCGUGUCUCCGGGUGAGCGGAGGGAUUGCUUGCGACCUGGACCUGAAUGAGGACGCUACAGUGGGAGAGCUACUGCAGCAAGUGGCAAAGGCUGUGUCGGAACCCGUGGAAUGCCUACGACUCUUUCACGACACCAUUGUGCUGGGCCUCGAUCAAGGGACAACGCUGCUGUCGCACUUGGAUCUGAAGGAAGGGGAACGAGGAAGCGACGUGCUGGUGUUGUCCCUGAUGAUCCACGCACCACGACACGUAGAGUGGCCAAGCGACUCUGCUUGGACCGGCUGCGGAGGUAAUCCAACCGGGACAGCUCGUUGUGAAGGCCUGGGCAAUUGUGGUGACAAGUGCGAAGAUUGUGGUGCCAGUACGCAUUGGCGCUGUUGCGGCUCCAGCGACAGAGCUUCCGAGUUCUGCGCGCCGGGCACCAGGCCGGAACAGGCCAGGCGCAACAACGAAAUUGCCAUGAAACCCUAUGACCCAGAUGAUGAGAAGCCAACGUAUGCGGAACAGGCGUGACUGGACCCAGAUCUUGUGGAAGUUUCCCUUGGAGCGACGAGUUGGUGAAGUCUGUGAACAUCCUGGACCAGCUGACUCCAGCUAUCUCCAGCUCAAUGAGGACCGGUUGCAUUGGAAGCUGAAAAAAAA